This is a messenger RNA of Aspergillus oryzae RIB40, 1920 nucleotides long. Its product is annotated as putative FAD monooxygenase. The coding region runs from base 1 to 1920 and encodes 639 amino acids. Gene Ontology annotation, molecular function: FAD binding. The record is from RefSeq and is a predicted model, not a curated record. The transcript has 5 exons. NCBI's taxonomy places the organism in Eukaryota, Fungi, Ascomycota, Eurotiomycetes, Eurotiales, Aspergillaceae.
AUGAGUGAAACAAUUCGGACCGACGUUCUUAUCGUCGGGGCUGGUCCAGCAGGGUUAAUAGCCGCCGCAUGGAUGGCUCAGACCGGCGUUAAAGCAAUGUUAAUUGACCAAAAGUCGCAUCAAACGCAAUGCGGUCGCGCCGACGGACUAGAAAGCCGAACGUUGGAAAUCCUAGACAGCUUUGGCCUUGCAGACCGAGUCUGGGCGGAAGCAAACCAUACGGUAGAGAUUGCGUUAUGGGGCGUCACAGUGGAUGGGAAGCUCCAGAGACAGAGCGUCACUGCGAACUCCAAGCCCGGAUGGUCGCGGUUCCAUGAGUCCACACUCGGCCAAGCCAAAGUGGAGGAAUAUCUCAUGGAGUACGUCCGGGGUCGCGAUAGCGUUGACGUUAGACGAGAGACGGCUCCAACCUCUUUAGAGAUCGAUUACAACACGAUCGAUGACCAUAGCACGUUUCCAAUUCGUAUGAAUUUGGAAAACGUGGCUCCGAGACUGAAACCCCACUUCAAUGACAUGAAGAACCCCGGUAGCGAUACGAGUAGUGAGACUCAUUCGGAUGACUCCGGAUAUGCAGGGGUGGGCACCGUGGUAGAGGCUAAGUAUCUUGUGGGAUGUGAUGGAGCACACAGCUGGGUCAGGAAACAACUUGGGCUCCGUCUUGAGGGGGAAAACUCGAGCGACUCUUGGGGAGUUCUGGACAUCAUCCCCCUUACGAACUUCCCCGACAUACGGAAACGGUUCAUCGUAAAGUCAAAGUACGGAUCUCUUAUGAUGAUCCCGCGAGAAAGAAAGCUCGUCCGUGUCUAUGUUGAGCUUCCCGCAAAUGUGGCCAUGCGAUACAGAGAAGAGCAGGACGGUGAGAUCCUCAUGGGUCAGGUCGAGAAGAUCAUGCAGCCGUAUACAAUGCGGACGAAACAUAUCGACUGGUCCACGAUAUACACGGUUGGCCAGCGAGUGUGUCGGAAAAUCGGGUUGCAUAACCGUAUCUUUCUUGCCGGUGAUGCGAUUCACACGCAUUCCCCAAAGGCAGGUCAAGGAAUGAACGUAAGCAUGCAAGAUACGUUCAAUCUCGGCUGGAAACUCGCCUCAGUCAUCCGAGGUGCCUUACACCCACAAAUCCUCGAAACUUACCAACAGGAGAGGCUACCCGUCGCCGAGAGAUUGAUUGCACUUGACAAGCGGAUCUGCCGUGGAAUGUGUAGUCGCAGGAAUGCGGACGGCGAAACAUUCCACGGUGCCUUCGACGAAGACCAUAAACGAGCAUUGGAGGAAGAGAACUCGUCCGCUUCCGGCCUCGCUGUUAUUUAUCAGCCAAAUCUGCUGGUGACAUCUGUCGCCCAUCAUCAAACGACAAACCUCCGGAUCGGGGCUCGAAUUCCAAGCAUGCUGAUCAUUAACCAGAGUGACGCGCAACCGCGGCAUUUACAACAUAUCCUGCCCAGCACGGGAGAAUGGAGUCUAAUCAUUUUCGGUGGUGACAUUGCAGAUCCACGCCAAAUGCAGCGUCUCAACCACCUGGAAGAAACCCUUUGUCACCCCGAGUCUAUCAUUCAGAGACUGAACAACCACGCAAGCGCGAUGAGACGUGAUUCCGCGUUCGUCAGAAUAUACCUUAUCCACUGUGCAGAAAGACUCCGCAUCGAGCUCCAUGAUCUGCCAGCGGUCUUCCGGCCUUGGACGGAGGACAAUGGGGUAGACUACAGCAGGGUAUGGGUAGACGAGAAAGCGUACCACCAUGCUGGCGGAGGUCAAUUGUAUAAAUCCUUUGGGAUUGGUCCAGAGGGCUGUAUGGUUUUAUUGCGACCGGAUCAGCAUCUGUCGUUUCUAUCGGACAUGGAUGACGGCAAAGGAUUGGAACGCUUUUUGACGUCCAUCACGCCGGAGGAAUCUCAUCAAAGUGCAACAUUUCAAGACUUAUAA